Molecule: messenger RNA, 3665 nt
Organism: Tyto alba (common barn owl)
Lineage: Eukaryota; Metazoa; Chordata; Aves; Strigiformes; Tytonidae
Gene: JHY
Product: junctional cadherin complex regulator
Exons: 9
Coding region: 396-2681 (761 amino acids)
Biological process (GO): axoneme assembly
Source: RefSeq, a predicted model, not a curated record
GCCGGGCCUGCCGGCUGGCGGGGGCUGCGGGACACGGGCCGCGGCGGAGCGGGGGCUGCCGGCGGAGAGGCCGUUCCCAGCGGAAGCUUCCCUUGCCGCUGCCAGGCUUUCCUCUGCGGCGUGCAGGCCUGCCGGAGGAUAAACAGUGGUAAAGCGGUGCUAACCCUGGAAAAUCGGAACUGGGAGUUUGCGUUUCCAGAGCGUAACAGUCGCCCACGUACCAGUGUGAAACGCGCUGUGUACCUUUAAGCGCGGCCACACUAUGCACUGUGACUAAUUGCUUCAGUAAUUACUACAGUUACAGUGUAACUAACUCCAUUUCCUCACAAAACACUGCCUUUUUCCUUCCAGCCGCUUCCUCUUGGCUGGUGUAUACCAUCAGUGCAAAACACAGAAUGAAUACUUCAGAUAGGAAGUAUAUUUCCGUUUCUUCUCCACACACUUGCAACAAGAGUAAAAAACGUGUUCCUCAAGACAUACUCAUGCAACCAGAUUUCCACCCUAUGAACUGGAAAAGGCCGUCUGUAAGCAAAGGGGGCUUUGCCUCAAGUCUGCAUGACUCCCAGGAAUCUGACUCUGAAAGCCUUGUUCAGGAGAGGCAGUAUCAGAUAGAACUCCAGCAGCGGAUUCGUGAAAAUGAAGAGCUGGUAGGACUGUAUUCUGAUGAGUUGGAGAAUGACAGCUUAGAAGACAGCUUGGAGGAGAUCAGCUUAACAGAGCAGGAAGGAGCUGAGUAUGGCACAAACCAAUAUAUAAAUGGAAUACUAAAGAAUGAUGGUAAUGGAAGGAAACAACAGGCUGUGGACAAAUAUUUCAGCCUAAGAUACAAUCCUAACUGGAAGAACACAAAAGAGGUAGCAGAGUUUUCUGAGGCAGAAAAAGCAUGUCAGGUUGCUGGAGGAAGCGUUGUAGACUUUUCACAAGAUUCAUUUUACCUUCAUUCCAAUGGGUCCCCAGAAGAAAAGAGUCAACAGGAGGCAAAGUCACAAGACUCGUUCUCAGAGUUUGGUACAGAAUUACUAAGCCUUCACGAACCAAAUGCUGUGGUCAGCAAUGAACCUUUUAGGCUACAUACCAAAGGGAAGGAAUCUGCAGAUGGCCGUCAUUUCAAAGACAGUCCCAGUUCACAUGGCAGUGCUGCUUCUCUUCAAGAUCGACCCCAAAGAGCAAAAAAAAACUUUGUGGAAAAAAAUAAACAGACUUUAGGAUUACGUUCAGAGAAGAUAAAUUCCUAUCUUCAAUUACACAAUAAAAAGCAAGAAGUUCUUCAAGAGCAGGUUACAGAUCCAAAAGCUGUCGAUGUAGAACCAGUUCAGAGUGUCCUACCAAUCCAGACUAUGAAGAUGGAGCGUGAAGACAAACGGUACCUGAAAGCACAGCAGCUCAAGGAUCACCAAAAUCAGUCCUGCCAGAGAAAUAAAAUAAAAUCCAACCACAGUCUCAAAGGGAGAGAUUUUCCAGGGAAUGAAAGCAAACAACCACCAGGAAGACCAGCAGAACCAAAGUCUUGGCACCACAGGCACCACCAAAUAUCAGAAAUUCACACUGCUCCCAUGCAGGCAGCGGAGCAAGAGAACAGCAGCACACUGCAGAAAUGGCUGUAUCCAAGUCCUUCUGUCAGCCCUGACGCCAAUACAACAGCAAAUUCAGAUACUUCCUUAAAUAAUUUCCUGAAUUCAAGACAUUUUGUUAAUCAGGAUUUUACCACUUCUACCUGUCCUUUUCACCCAACAUUCCAUAAAUUUAACCCAGCAGAGGUUAUGUCUCCAGCAUAUACCAGCAAAGAGAACAAGAAAUAUCAGCAUGAUUCUCCAAAUGGAUUUCCACAUGACCAAGAACAUUUAUACAACCAUGACACUGUGCAGCUUUUUUCAAGAGGUAACAGUACCAAUGGUCAAGCACAUCCAAAUCAGAGGAAUAUUUCAUCCACUUCUAACGCCAAUUUUCAAGAACUGGUGAAGGUUCAAGUAUCACUUCAGGAUUACAAAAGACACAUUUAUGUGGAUAAAAGUUCACCAACAGCCACUUGUACAACCUCCCAAUUUACACAAACAAUGGAGCGACAUCAGCAAGAAAUCAUUAGUUUGACAGAAGAUCACUUUGAUGACAGACACUUGUUCAGCCUACUUCCACCUAUUCCACAGGUAGAAAGUGGUCCAGAGGUAGAUCCGGAGAGCAGUGAAGGAAAUAAAGUGAAAAUAAGCAGAAGCGACUCAGAAGGCUAUCUCAUGCAAAUGGAAAAGCAAAAACAACCUAAAGUCAGCAAGAAGCCAUGUAGCUCAAAAGCCUACAUAAAUCUGAAUGUGAAGCUUGGAGGCCUUGGACCUGACUAUGAAGCAAUCAAAGAGAAGAAAGAGAAGUUAAAGCAACAAAAGGAAUAUGCAAAGCAAAUUAAGGAACACAAUAUGAAGAGCAUUGCUUCAGUUCAGAGGUUACCUACAAAACCCCAGGUCAUAUCUUCAGUGUCAAGACAGAAGGCACUGGAGUAUGCUAAGAAGAUUCCUAGACCAAAGACUUUCAUGGCAAGACAAUCAGAUGAAGAGGUGAAAGAGGAGAGAGUUCUGCCACAGACUUUAUAUGGAGACAGUUUACCUCAGAUUGCAUCCUUGGAAACUUUGCAAAAUAGACACGAGAAGGAGAAGCAAGUUGUAGCUGCUUUCAGAAGCCUUCAUGUUUUAUAAAUAGUUUGAAAUUAGUAGGGAUAUCUUCAAGGCAAAAAUGUCUGAACUAUUUAAUGAUGAACUGUGACCAUCACAUAUUGAUUUACCAUUACACUGAAAUAUAAAGCGGCUCAAGUUUAAUCAUUGUUAAAUUUUAGAAUCAAUUCUACUAUAUGUAAUUUUAAAAAAUUGAAACAGUUGCAUAUGUAGCAUUUUAAAUAUGAUCACCUCUGUUGUUAUUUUUCUUUGGAAUCAACUGAUCUGGCAGUGGCAUCUUUCAGACUAAUCAGCUGUUGGCUUGCUGCAGCUGAUACAUUUUUAGACAUGUCAAACAUACAGGCAUAUCUACAAAACAUUACAAAUAAACAUCAGUUUCAAUUGAUGAACCUAAUACCAGCAAUAUUUCUGGUUUUUAAAUGCAGAAGAGACUUUGGCAGACUGUCCAGAAAUAAAGCCAAAAAUAAUCCAUUACUGGUAAGAACAAAAACAAGAAUGUGCACUAAACAUAGCAGUUGGUAAUGUCACAAUAGUAAUUGUUCAAAUGUUACUCUGUUAUCUGUUAGUGAAUACUUGUCACAUCAAGAACAAAAUUUUGAAGCUUCAUCUGGGACAAGAAAAUUCAAAACAAGUACUGGCUAAUCACGCAGACAUUCUGUUACUAGCCAGAAGCAGUUGGAAAAUAUAUUGAGUAACUGAGGAUAAUUGAGAACUACAUGUUUGAGAGGAAACAGCUUUUAACAGAUUAAAUCUAUAAAAAUAACAACAAACAGAUGGGUUUGUUACGAAGGUUCCGUUUCUUUAACUUAGUAAAUUAUGAAUUAAGUCAACAUAUGAAAUGUGAUUAGAACACACAGCAAGGGAAUUUUGAAGAAAACACUAAAAUCUCUUAGAAAAUAGGCUAGUUAAAAAACAAAAUCAAAACCACCACCUUGUGAUUAUGUGUAAUUGCUUUAUCCAAUUUAUUAGGUUGCUUUUUCCAUGGGAGGGGAGAGAAAAUGAGUCUUU